UGUGUGCGUAAGAGAGCAGAGGAGUUGGAAGUGGAAGGGCGUGCUGUUCGAAGGGCGAACGUGGUCGCGUCUGACUGAUUGUGUGGAAAGACGAAGGUUGGCGCACGGUGAUUCACCAUUGCAGUUAACAAGCAUCAACAGCAUUUCAGUGAGAACUAUACGAGAUGGUGUUGGAAGAAGGGGAAGGGUCCACAAGCAAAGGAGUCCACAGUGGGCUUGUGUUGUUCAGAAGGGAGUAUAUGGCUAAACGAGGUGAGAAGUGUAAAAACGCAAGAGAAGAAAAAAUUGAAGUGGGGAAGGCAUGGAGGGCCCUGAGUGAAGAAGAGAAAGAUAGGUAUAAUGAGAGGGCAAGGAAAACGAAGCCACAGAAAGGUGAGAAGAAGAAGUAUGAUGUUCCCUUGUACACCCGGUGCUCAUUGCCCGGAUUUCUAUCAUUGGCUGAAUAUGUGAAGAAGAACAGGCGGUUGAGGCAGAAAGUUCAGAGGAUGGGAUUUGGGAACUUGCUUAAUGUGAAUGUGAAGCAACUUCCACGUGAUCUACUUGUGUCAUUGUUGAGAUGCUAUGACCCACCAACGCAUUUUUUGACCAUUAGAGGGCAAGGGCAGGCAAUUGAGGCAAAAGAUGCGCAUGAGUUUCUAGGUGUACCUGACAGUGGGGAGGAAGUGAAAUCUGAUGUUAGUGAGGAUGACCCGGAAUACAAGAGGUUGAAGGACACUUAUUGGAAGGUUCCAUUUACCCAGAUACUGAAGAGGAUAUUAUCUGGGGAAGAAAGCGACAAUUUUGAGUUCCUAUUUAUGCUUUAUACAGUUGGAGCUUUUCUAUGUCCUGGGUCAAGCACAACUGUACAUAUACGUUUGUUGAAAGUGAUGCGUCACACGAUGAAUGGGUUUUGGAAAUAUGAUUGGUCAACGUACAUAAUCAAGAACCUGUGGAAGGAAAUGGGAGACUUUGUGAAGAUGACAAAGAAGAAGAAGAAAGGAACCUGCAAUGUUGGAGGGUGUCUUUAUUUGCUGCUGCUGUAUUUUGUUGAGCGUUUCCCGCUGGGAUUGUCUGUUGACCGGGGUUCAACAAGCGCCAUUGAAUAUUGGACCGAGGAGAAGAUAAAGGAGAGGGUGGAGAAAGAGAGAGGUAGCAGCAUGGGAAUAUUGCAUGGAAGCAGUGGCAGCGAGGCAUUGAAGGAGUUGAGGGCUCGUUUUGUGAAGAAGCUUGAAGAAAGCCAGAGGACGUUAAUGAAGGCUCUUGAUGAUGAGCUACUCAAAUUGCAGAUUGGAUUGAACGCCAAAGUUAAGGGGAUGGGGAAUGAGAAUGCCACUGCUAAAGAAGGGGUUGAAACAGUUGGUGAUGCAGCUGGUAACGAUGCUGAAGAAGCUGAUGAUGUUGACCGAGUGGUGGAGGAGAUUGCAAGAGAGGUUGCAGCGGGAAGUGCAGAUGAGGAACUUGAUGAGGAUGAAACCAGCAAAGGAGAUGAUGAGAAGGAUGAGGAUGAGGAACAACAUGACCUUCAUGACAGGGAAGUCAGUGAUGAUUACAUGGUUGAGGAGGUGGAAGAAGAGGGUGACCGUGAUGGUCAUGGAGAUGAUGAUAAGGAGGUUCGGGAUUCAGAUGAUGAGGGUGAGGAAGCUACACAUGUACUGACAAUGACCCCUACCAAUGUUCCUUUGCUGUUGGAUCGAGAAUGGGUGAGCAGUGACAGUGGGGAGGAAGGAGGGCCUGAAAAAUCGAUUGACCUUAGGAGGUCAACAAGGGCAAAGAGUUCCACAAUUAAAUCUCCGUGGAUAGAAUUCAAGGCAGCUUCGAGGACGAAGAGGCCAAAGGAGGAAAGGGACAUCUUUUUCACUUUAAUAUCCCGUAGACCCAAGGGAGAGGAAGAGGGGAAUAUGACUGUCAUCAAAAUGUUUGAUGAAGAUAUAGACCGACAACAGCUGUUUUCCCUGGGUGGAGUGAACAGAGUGCUUAAUUUGGUGUGCAAGGCAGUGAUGGAGGACAUGAAGGCAGAGUUGGGGCCAGGGAAGAGGCACAUUUUCGAUGUUGAUUUCAUGGUGAGGUUGCAUAAUUCCAAAUGCAAAUACCAAUGA
Molecule: messenger RNA, 2075 nt
Organism: Neltuma alba
Lineage: Eukaryota; Viridiplantae; Streptophyta; Magnoliopsida; Fabales; Fabaceae
Exons: 7
Coding region: 165-2075 (636 amino acids)
Source: RefSeq, a predicted model, not a curated record